Messenger RNA from Bolinopsis microptera, 1163 nucleotides. RefSeq names its product collagen alpha-1(XXIII) chain-like. The record is from RefSeq and is a predicted model, not a curated record. Bases 276 to 1163 code for a protein of 295 amino acids. NCBI's taxonomy places the organism in Eukaryota, Metazoa, Ctenophora, Tentaculata, Lobata, Bolinopsidae. The transcript is spliced from 8 exons. Gene Ontology annotation, biological process: extracellular matrix organization. Gene Ontology annotation, molecular function: extracellular matrix structural constituent conferring tensile strength.
UCACAAUGUCCAGUAAGGAAUUGUGUCGCUUUUCUUGUGCUCUCUUUGCCAAGUUUCGGGAUUGAUCUGGCGAACUUGUGUCUCCAUACUCGUUUGAAGUGAGUGUUGGGCAACGUUCUCCAUCUUUCCCUCAUUUUUUGAUGACUUAUGCUCCGCUGCCGCAGCGCUCCCUUCCAUAAUACUUUUGGUAUUGGUAUAGUAGCACUUGAGUGGAGUCCAAGUUAUCAGAGCCUUUUUUGGCAAGAGAGUCAAGAACCCCCGGUUUACCCGGUGCUAUGGGAGAUCCAGGUUUGGACGGUGCACCCGGUCUGGACAUGCGAGGAUUACCAGGAAUGAGAGGAGAAGAUGGUGCUGAUGGAGAAAACGGAGAGCGAGGAGAGGCAGGUACCUCUGGAGCACCAGGAAUUAACGGUAUUGACGGUCUCAUGGGGGACGGAGGACUGCCCGGUUCCCCGGGACGAGCUGGUGUCCCUGGUACCCCAGGCCAGGGUGGAGAGCCUGGGUUAGGAGGAGCACCUGGUUCACCUGGUAGAGAUGGGUUUAACGGAGUGAACGGUCAGAAGGGUACAUCAGGAGUGAACGGUAUGCCCGGAAGACCAGGUUUGAGAGGAAUGGGAGGAACCCCUGGUUUGAGAGGAGCUCCAGGAGCACCUGGUACUGCUGGAACUGAUGGUACUCCUGGUGAAAGGGGACUUGAUGGCACUACUGGCUUAAAUGGACGAAAAGGUAGUCCAGGAGAAGAUGGACGGGACGGUAAAGUACGUUACGCUCAAAAGGGAGAAAGGGGAGACCCCGGUGCUGACGGAGCUCGGGGAGCACCAGGUGACGAUGGUUUGCUGGGAUCUGGGGGAAGGCCUGGUCUGGAUGGACUCGCUGGAAUGCCUGGACGACGUGGAGGCAGAGGAGAGCCUGGAGUUCCCGGAUAUGAUGGUCAACCUGGCCUGCCUGGAGAAUUUUCUUACAUCUAUCUCAAGAAGCACAAGGAACGUCCAGUGAAACUACAAAAAGAAAACGUGAAAGCACCAGGUCUAGAUCAGCAAGCGGAGAGAUACCUGACCAACCGAGUAAGAAAUCUAAAGCUACAAAAUGCUCCAUCUGUCAAAAGCACCAAGCAGGAUCAUGGCCAAAUCAAACCUCACAGCUAUUCAGAGUCUCUGAGAUGA